AUGACUGGAGGAAAUUUCUCUUCCUUUUCCCUCCUCCCGGGCGAGAUUCGAGAUCAGAUCUGGAACUUCUCAACACGUCCCAUUGGCGCCCGCGGAGUCCAAUACUUUUCAGGUUUGCAAUCGUGGGACAACACCAGCCCGAUUCCCGAAAUAUUCAAAAGUCACAUCGUCAACCGGACCUCGAAGUACCAGAACCAAAUUCUUGCAGCCCCUUUAGUUGGGGAUGACACAUCUUGCCCGUCCUGGUACGAGGGCAACCAGUCGACCUACGCCAUCGACGGCGGACUCUGGACCGCAUGCAAAGAGUCGCGCGCAGCGAUGGAUCGGCGCUACAAGCCAGAGGAAUGGGUCGACUUCCGGAAAAAGCAACGCAAGCAUUGCGACGACGACAAAACAUAUCUUUGUGAUUCGGUAGCUAGCAAGUCGAAGAACGAGCAAAUGCCGGCAACUUUCAAUGUGGAGUGUAGCGGGAGAACCCAAUCUUUGACCAUCUUACCCGGGUACGAUCUGCUACAUCUCGCACCGCAGGAAACCCAAGCGGAUUGGAACACAUUACUUCACUACAUGCCUUUUUCAUCUCCGGAGUUCGGCUUCGGUGGGAUCCGCCACGUUGCCGUGGACUUUGAUCCCUCGUGGAGCCUUGAAGAGCUUGGGAGAUAUCGUUUGGAGUGGGAGCGCAGUAUGAACUUUGAAGAGCACACCGAAGAAGACGAAUUGGACAUCCUUCGCUGGGAGAUGUACGACUGUUUGGCCAAGGCCACACGAGAAAUGUUCCAUUUCUCGAACCCGACAGUAUGGCUCGUGGACCAUCGUCUUCGACGCAAGAGCACGGUUCUCGACGAACACAUGACGGAAAUGGUUUUUGGGCGCUAUGGAUCGUGGAAAAAUGAGCAGCUGGUUUUUCACGCGGCUGGCUGUAGGUACUACGCCAUGCCUCACCAUUAUGCCUCUCAAUUUUGUGGCUACGACGCGGAAGAUGAUCCCGGCUGCGACGAUGAUGUGUUUAACUUCGUGAGUGAGUUGGAAGACGUGGGCGCUCGACAGGAGGCUUUGGAGAACCGGGGCGAUGUCGAUGGGUCCGAUGACGAGAAUAAAUAUUAUGCGACGACCCUAAGAAUUUUGGUAUGUGAAAGGGAUCAUACCUAA
Colletotrichum gloeosporioides is the source of this 1146-nucleotide messenger RNA. RefSeq lists its product as uncharacterized. Bases 1 to 1146 code for a protein of 381 amino acids. Lineage: Eukaryota; Fungi; Ascomycota; Sordariomycetes; Glomerellales; Glomerellaceae. The record is from RefSeq and is a predicted model, not a curated record. The transcript has a single exon.